AUGCAAGUAGCUCAUGAACUGCGCCGCCCGAAAAACGAUUUUGCAACUCCCCCUCCUGGAGUCCGUCGUGAGGUAGUUGCCCAGGCCGUUGUCCCUGUCGUCGCCGGUGAGCUUGCAUAUUUUGUUGCUCUUCCAGUUGGUGCCGCAUUUGUCUGCCAAAUUGGUAAGCGCCUCGUGCGUCAUCGGGAUCAAGCUGAGAAAGACCUUGGCGUACUUGUCGGCGUCAGCCUCCCGGCACUCCGCGCCCGAGUAAGUGGAGAUGUACGCACCGCCGAACUCACCGGCGAAGGCACUGAGUCCCCUGCUCACGGAGUCCAGCGUGGGAGUGGAGGGCUUCUGGAAGCCCUGCGGCCUCAGCUGUGUGAGCGCGUCGGUGAGGUUGUGGAGCAGGCCUCGCAGCCUGUCGUCGAAGCCCUGCGUCACGCAGAGCCCCUUGAAGCCCUGGAAGAGAUCCCUGUUUAUCUCGCCGGGCAGAGUCUCCAGCUCCUCGGCCACCUUGGCGGCGAAGUGUUUCAGCGCGUCCUUCGCGGACUCCACGUACUGCCGCCGCGCCUGCUUGCUGAGCUCCGCGAUUGCCUUUUCAAUCUCACUGUCUACGAAGCGUUCAAUGUUUUCUACUUUCUCCCAUUUUAUGUAAUCGGCGUCGGUGAGGAACUUGUCGCACAUGGCGAUGGCCGCCUGGAGGUCACCGGUGCGGAGGGUGUCAAUUUGUGUCUUGAUUUUUUCGAGUGCUUUGUCAAUAUUUUCUGUUUCGAAAAGCUUCAACUUCCAAUCCACACUACCGGCUUCGCUCGCAAUCUUGGCGCACAGCUCAUUGAGCUUACUGGUCACAAUGGGAACCUGAGUGUUUUUGACAUCGUUGAUUUCUUUCUUGAUUUUUCUGAGGCUAUUAGGAUCGUCAUCAUUUGUUCCAAUCUCCUUUAUCAUGAAUUCCAUAUUCUUUAUCACGCCUCUUUUUUCUGCAUUUUCGCCUUCCUCACCCAGCAACUCACUCCUCAGAUCGUCAAGCUCCUUGGUGAUCUGGUCGACGCCACCGCCGAUUGCCGGAUGCUGUUUGGUCAAUGUGUCUUGUUGAUUGCUGAGGUCACUAAUAAUUGCGUCAAGGCCUUUUUCAUUCUUUUUGUUAACGAUCCAAUCCGCAUCUUCACUCAUCCCUUUGUCCUUCAAAUCUUCCAGUGUGUUGAUGACAUCUUUGUCCAGCGUGCUCCUAUGCACGCCAAGUUCCACUUUAAUUGCUGA
Molecule: messenger RNA, 1239 nt
Organism: Babesia ovata
Lineage: Eukaryota; Apicomplexa; Aconoidasida; Piroplasmida; Babesiidae
Product: DNA-directed RNA polymerase beta subunit, putative
Exons: 3
Coding region: 1-1239 (412 amino acids)
Source: RefSeq, a predicted model, not a curated record